AAUUUAUUUCACACUAUGAAGAACUCACUCGGGUUAUUUUGCAUUUUUAGUGGAUUUACUAUUGCCAAUUCACUAUCUUGGAGCAGUACAUAUAAUUUAAAAGCAGUGCUGCGAAUUCCAUCGGCUAACAUCGUAGAGCCCUAUCAAAUAUGGACUGAUGGGGAGACGGGUAAUUCUAGAAUAGAUUUUUAUGACGGCCUGGAUAAAAUGUACCGACUGAGAAAACCAUGCGGUUCGUUCCAGUAUUACAAGAUACACCCUGUAAGUUUCGAAAACGGUCAGAGCAAAAAUGUUUGCAAAAUAUAUGACUCAACCGACAACGUUGUCAAAGUUAUAAAAAGAUACAAUUACUUGCCCGGACCCGAACAGAAGUUUAAUCUUGUUGAUUUUGAAUACAUUGACAAUGUGGACACAACUAAAUGGCAAUACUCGGCCGGACACGAAAGUGAUGGACUCAAAUUUAAUUACACGUACACAGUUUGGGUUAAAUCUGAAAAUUACUUAAGCGUUCCUGUCAGAUUUGAUUUCAGUAUGAAGGUAGAUAAUUCAGAAAUGGAUUAUUUCCGCCACGAUUACACUUACUUCGACACCAGUAAACCUGAUCCUAAAAUAUUUCAAAUUCCUAACUCUAGCAACUGCAAGAUUCAGGACACUUCUAUACACGAACCAGUCGAUCCUCUAAUUGAGUUUGUGAAUCCUACAAUAGAACAUGAAAGGAUCAACAAUGCGUAUGACAGUUUUAAACUGGAAUACAAGAAAUAUUACAAUGACAGCGAACACCGAAUGAGACGGCAGUUCUUCAAAAAUAAUUUGAGGUUAAUCAAUUCAGUAAAUCGUCAACAUAAAUCAUAUACCUUGGCUUUGAAUCAGCUCGCUGACUUGAGUGAUUCCGAGUUAUUGACGCUUGGUAGAUUGCGUGUCACUCCUACUAACGAUAGCCAAUAUUUUGAUGAUAAUGACGUCAGUGAUAGUGUCAAGUCAUUUGAUUGGAGAGAAUUUAAUGCCAUCAGUCCAAUUAAAGACCAAACCUUCCUAUGUGGGUCUUGCUAUGCGUUCACAUCUGCUGCAGCCAUCGAGUCCACUUUUUACAUCCAUAACGGGUGUAAAGGUCAAGUCAAGGAAAUUAGCGAACAAGCGAUAAUUGACUGCACUUGGACUAGUGACGAAAACAUAGGCAAUUCAGGCUGUGACAGUGGAGAUUUAUACUAUACAUUUUCUUAUAUCAAAAAGUUUGGUGUUCCUACCAGGGACUCCUAUGGGCCGUACCUAGCUAUGGAAGGCGUGUGCCAAAUAAAUGCAGGGAAAAAAAUUAAAAUCAGCGAUUUUACAAAAAUACCCAAGAACAAAGGAAAGAUACAGAAAGCUUUAAUAAAAAACGGACCCCUCGCCAUAGCUCUGAACGGAAGACCAAAAACAUUCAUCUUUUAUUCUAAAGGAGUUUAUGAUAACGCUAAUUGCGCAAACGAAAACACAGAUCUAACGCACGGUGUGACUCUCGUUGGAUUUGGUGAAGAAUCAGGGAAAGAAUACUGGAUUCUGAAGAACUCGUACGGCGUCAAAUGGGGGGAGAAAGGGUUCAUGAGAAUAGCCUCCCACUCCAACAUCUGUGGCGUCAUGAAUUUAGUAUUCAGCGUGCAGUUUAGUAGAAAAAAUAAAAUAAAUAAGUGCUUUCUUAAGAAAUACUCUGAUGGAAGAUCAGUUUUAGGCGUAUAG
Molecule: messenger RNA, 1713 nt
Organism: Amyelois transitella
Lineage: Eukaryota; Metazoa; Arthropoda; Insecta; Lepidoptera; Pyralidae
Exons: 14
Coding region: 16-1713 (565 amino acids)
Cellular component (GO): lysosome
Molecular function (GO): cysteine-type endopeptidase activity
Source: RefSeq, a predicted model, not a curated record